Aphanomyces invadans is the source of this 438-nucleotide messenger RNA. RefSeq lists its product as hypothetical. The record is from RefSeq and is a predicted model, not a curated record. The annotation marks the transcript as partial. NCBI's taxonomy places the organism in Eukaryota, Oomycota, Saprolegniomycetes, Saprolegniales, Verrucalvaceae. The transcript has a single exon.
AUCAGCGAAGCCCCGGUCCGCGGACGGAGCGACCAAGUCAAACGCACCGUCUGCCUCUGCGCGAAGCCUUCUGCGUGUCUCCCGUGCAAGUCUUUGGCUCACAAGGUCAAGGACUGCUGGAAGACGGCGCCUGGCGAAGCGCAAGCGCUGCUAGCGGCGCUGAUGCAAAAGUGGAAGGACGCCCGCGAAUCGUGUCUGACUGCUAAUGUUAUUGACCUCGGACCAAACCGCUCGAAGAUUGAAGACGGUGCCACCGUGGCCGACGUUGUCGUGGUAGAGAACGUGCUACUUGACAUGGGUGCUAACGUCAACGUGGCCUCCGUGGGUUUGAUUACGGCGCUGGAGAAGGCGGGCGUGGCGACCCAGGUGGUGGUGGACGACACACCGACCGCCCUGUACCCGUAUGGGAAGGAGACCAAGCUGGUCAUGCUAUCCUAA